Messenger RNA from Clonostachys rhizophaga, 1077 nucleotides. The record is from the annotation of a GenBank genome assembly. NCBI's taxonomy places the organism in Eukaryota, Fungi, Ascomycota, Sordariomycetes, Hypocreales, Bionectriaceae.
AUGGCCCAUCUACUCAAGAUACCCCUCGAGCUUAGGCAAGAAAUCUUUUACUGGAUCAUCUGCUCGCUAGUAGAGCCACCGGAAUCUCCUAUCUCCGAACAAGAACACCGCCAGCGGUUGCCAUAUGGUGAAUAUGUCAGCCAGGGCAUCUGGAAUGAAUGGGACUUUCUCAGACGUGGCAUUUGGCAUCGAGCUCCCACAAACCCUGCGCUCUCUCUCCUCCAGCUAAACAAACAGAUCCAUGACGAAGCCAGCCACUUUCUUCGACACACUCCAACGGACUGCGAUGUCGACAUCAUGUAUGUCAAAGAGUCCGGCCUCUGGCCAACUUGGUCAAUCCCGAAGCUCCCCGAGACACAGUACAUCGACUCUGUCCAUGCAACCUUUCGAAUCUUUAACCCUCCCGAAGAUCUAGGUGACCAGUUUCGGUACAGGUCGACGUGGUCACGAAUGAUGUGUCACUCGCCUACCUUUCAUAGGGUCUUCUACGGGCUGCUCACUGCCUUCCUCAAACGUGGACCCGGCCUUUUAGACCGCACCCAUCCUGAAGAUGACGACAGCAUCGCCCCAAGAUACAUUGUCAGGAAGAUCUUCAUCGACAUCGUUGCACCUACCGAUGGCACUCAGCAUACCAGUAUUCUCAUGGAUGACAGUCGCUACCCGAAGGGCCGGAGUGCUCGCCACUUACGAUACACGUACGGAGACCAUGAUGAUGUAGAUACGCCACCUGAAGAACGCCUCGCGUCACACUUGUCUAAACAAUUGGAGAACUUGUUAUUUGUUCAAUUUUGGUGUUAUGAAUUCAUGCACUUGAUGAUCAUUUAUGAGCAGGUGGCUGAAGAAUUUAUUUUCACAGUCAAUGGGGAGGAAUACAAAAGAGUCAGCAUGGAAGAUAGCUUCCAGAAACUCAAACAAAAGUUCUUUCCCCAAAAUUUAGAAGACCCAGAUGCUACUGAGAGGACCGGGCGGUAUUGGGUAUGGGGACAUUGGGUGGAAGAAAGGCGGCGAAGGAUGAAAGAGGGCCUUGAACUCGACAACCGAAGGCCUGCGGGUGUGGAGAGCUUCUAUCAGCGGUGA